AUGCAAGAUGCCCGGGUUGCGUGCAGGCAGCUUGGCUGCGGCUCGCCUCUUGGUGUGAUGCACUAUUUCCCUUCGAGCAACUGGUACCCGUAUGUGAUGACGGAGGUGAAUUGUGUGGGCUCUGAAGAGUAUUUGUGGUACUGCCCUUACAAGGAAGAGUACUCUGGCUGUUAUCACGGGGACGCUUCUGUCAUAUGCUCAGACUCGGGACUAACAGUGCCUCCGCCAACAGGGACCAGCUCCUGUGGUGGCUUGCUUCAGGGUUGGUCCGGCUCAUUCCAGAGCCCGGGCUACCCCAACUCCUACCCCAACAGCGCCCGCUGCGUGUGGCGCAUACGGCUGCGGGAGCCGGAUCGCAGAGUGGAGCUCCAGUUUUCAGAUGUCGAGCUGGAAGACAGCAGCUGCCGGUACGACGCCAUCGAGGUGUACGACGGCGGGUCCCCCGGGGGCCCGCUCCUGGGGACCGUUUGCUGGAACAACCAUCGCGUCUUCAGGUCAUCCGGGCACCAGCUGACCGUCCUGUUUCGCAGUGACGGCAGCGUCACCCGGAGAGGUUUCCAGGCACACUACUACUCGAUUCCCGCCUCCAGCAGCACCGCAGGGACCAGCUCCUGUGGUGGCUUGCUUCAGGGUUGGUCCGGCUCAUUCCAGAGCCCGGGCUACCCCAACUCCUACCCCAACAGCGCCCGCUGCGUGUGGCGCAUACGGCUGCGGGAGCCGGAUCGCAGAGUGGAGCUCCAGUUUUCAGAUGUCGAGCUGGAAGACAGCAGCUGCCGGUACGACGCCAUCGAGGUGUACGACGGCGGGUCCCCCGGGGGCCCGCUCCUGGGGACCGUUUGCUGGAACAACCACCGCGUCUUCAGGUCAUCCGGGCACCAGCUGACCGUCCUGUUUCGCAGUGACGGCAGCGUCACCCGGAGAGGUUUCCAGGCACACUACUACUCGAUUCCCGCCUCCAGCAGCACCGCAGAAGAUUAUUCUUGUGGCGGCUUGCUUUCCUCUCCAUCUGGGACAUUACAGAGUCCAUUUUACCCCAGAAAUUAUCCGAACAAUGCCAACUGUGUUUGGGAAAUAGAAGUAAAGAGCAACUUCCGUGUCACACUCACAUUUAGAGAUGUUCAGAUGGAAGGUGGCAGAUGCCUGUCUGACUAUGUGGAAGUCUAUGAUGGGCCACUCCAUACCUCUACUCUCCUUGGGAAAUUUUGUUCUGGUUAUUUUCACACAUACACAUCUUCCUCAAACCUGCUGACUGUCCGAUUUUACAGUAACUCUCGAUACACAUACAGAGGCUUUCAGGCUGACUAUUAUUCCACUCCGGCAGAUCAGAGCACUACACUGUUGUGUUUGCCAGACUACAUGCAUGCAGUUGUGAGCAGGUACUACCUUCAGUCACACGGCUACUCUGCUUGGAAUCUCUCCUUGAACGACCCCUAUUGCAAACCCAACAUUACAUCAGAGUAUGUUAUAUUCGACAUACCGUACACUCGCUGCGGCACAGUGAGAGAGGGAAACAACAACACAAUAACCUAUUCCAACAUUAUUAGAGGAUCCUCUUCUGGUUCUGUAAUCACAAGAAAUAAAAAUCUUCACUUGCAUGUCAACUGCAAAAUGCUUCAGAACACAUGGGCACAAAUAAUGUAUGUUGCGGACGACAAUUUUGAAGUCAAUGAAACUCAGUACGGCAGAUAUGAUGUAAACCUUACAUUUUAUCAUUCUGCAUCCUUCUCGUGGCCAGUGAAUGACUCACCAUACUAUGUUGAUAUCAACCAGAAUUUGUUCCUUGAAGCUUACCUGCACAGCUCUGAUCCAGACCUGGUGUUGUUUGUGGACACAUGUGUGGCAUCGCCCACUCCCCACAAUUUUACGACAGUAACCUAUGAUAUAAUCAGGAAUGGGUGUGUUCGAGAUUCUACCUAUGCUACGUAUUAUUCACCCUACAGACACAUAGUCCGGUUUACAUUCAAUGCCUUCCAGUUUAUUCGUAACAACCCAUUGGUUUACCUGCAGUGUGAACUAGUGGUGUGCAGGGCCUAUGACUAUUCUUCCAGAUGCUACCAAGGUUGUAUUACUAGGUCCAAGAGAGAGGCAAGCUCUGGCCAAGAAAUUGUGACAGUUGUUGCUGGCCCAAUACAGCUUCAGGAAGCUGGUGCUGAGAAGAGGGAUACACCUGCUUUUAAAUAA
Gavia stellata (red-throated loon) is the source of this 2181-nucleotide messenger RNA. RefSeq names its product deleted in malignant brain tumors 1 protein. The coding region runs from base 1 to 2181 and encodes 726 amino acids. NCBI's taxonomy places the organism in Eukaryota, Metazoa, Chordata, Aves, Gaviiformes, Gaviidae. The transcript is spliced from 11 exons. Gene Ontology annotation, cellular component: membrane. The record is from RefSeq and is a predicted model, not a curated record.